Molecule: messenger RNA, 659 nt
Organism: Nicotiana attenuata
Lineage: Eukaryota; Viridiplantae; Streptophyta; Magnoliopsida; Solanales; Solanaceae
Exons: 3
Source: RefSeq, a predicted model, not a curated record
CUCAAAGUAGACAAAAGUCUUAUGCUGAUAAGAGAAGAAGAGAUUUAGUGUUCACAAUUGGAGACAAAGUGUUCUUACGAGUCUCUCCCAUGAAAGGUGUGAUGCGAUUUGGGAAAAGAGGCAAGUUGAACCCCAGGUUUAUAGGACCGUAUGAGAUACUAGACCGAGUGGGAGCUGUGGCUUAUCGUCUGGCACUUCCUCCUGAGUUAUCCUUUAUUCAUCCAGUUUUUCAUAUCUCAAUGUUAAGGAAAUGUAUAUCAGACUCAUCUCAGAUAAUUGAAGCCCCUACUAUACCGCUUGAUAAAAAGUUGUCUUACGAGGAGGAACCGAUGACAAUUGUUGAUAGACAAGUACGAAAGCUACGGUCAAAAGAAAUUAUGUUCGUUAAAGUUUUGUGGAGAAAUCAUACCAUUGAAGAAGCUACUUGGGAAGUAGAAAAAGAUAUGCAAGCGAAGUAUCCCCAUUUGUUUCAAUCUACAGUUGUCAUAUUAGGUUGUUUGAUCGCUGAUUUGAGACAGGAAAUUUUUGGGAUGAUGGCUAGGACACGCACACCCUCAUCUGCUGGACGUGGUGCUGGAGCACUACCCGGGGUGGAGGUCAAGUUGGGGUUCAUCAAACUAGAAGACAGACUGCUCCUCAACCUCAAGUUGGGAACAUAG